Molecule: messenger RNA, 2684 nt
Organism: Cyprinus carpio (common carp)
Lineage: Eukaryota; Metazoa; Chordata; Actinopteri; Cypriniformes; Cyprinidae
Product: ectonucleoside triphosphate diphosphohydrolase 4-like
Biological process (GO): nucleoside diphosphate catabolic process
Cellular component (GO): membrane
Molecular function (GO): nucleoside diphosphate phosphatase activity
Source: RefSeq, a predicted model, not a curated record
CGUUUUCACGUGUACCGAACUGAACUGUUGGUCGGUAACUAGCGGCUUUUCUCGACCACAUUUGACCUGAAAGGAACUGAAGUGCCGUAUUUCGUGUUCACCAAGAGGAUUUCAAUCGCAGGACCACUGAAUUAAUAAGUCUCAGAGGAUGGCUUUAUUAUAGACGCAUCCGUCCCUGAUGUAACGUAGCCGAACGGACAUGCCACGUCGUCUUAGCACACCUGAACACGUGUGAAAGCCCCUGAUGAGGAGGAGGAGGAUGGGGAUGCCCUGACCCGUGACGUCAUGGAGGAAUACACCUGUAAGGUUACUAGCAGCAGCGGCCAGUGAAGGGUUGAUUCGUCCACAUCACCUGCUCGUCCCCUCCAGCAAUGGGAAGGAUUAGCAUUUCCUGCCUGUUUCCAGCAUCCUGGCACUUCAGCCUGUCUCCGGUGGUUCUGCCGCGGUUCCUGUUGCCUUCCUUCAGGCAGUUGCUGCUGCUGGGUCUGUUGGCUGGUGUGAUGGGGCUGCUGUACCUGCUGCUGGUCACAGGGAAGGGCCAGUACAGCUGGUUAAGAGAGGACCGACACCUCCACACACGUUUGGGUCGGGUGCCGGACAUGGAGGCCACAGACACCAAUAACCCCAACCUGAACUACGGGCUGGUGGUGGACUGUGGCAGCAGUGGCUCCCGUGUGUUUGUGUACACCUGGCCUCGGCACAACGGCAACCCGCAUGAGCUCCUAGACAUCAAACAGAUGCGAGACAAGAACAGGAAGCCUGUAGUCAUGAAGAUCAAGCCAGGUAUUUCUGAGUAUGCAUCAACACCAGAUAAGGCCAGCGACUACAUCAGCCCUCUGCUGAGCUUUGCUGCUCAGCACAUCCCUAAGAACAAGCACCAGGAAACGCCCCUCUACAUCCUGUGCACCGCGGGAAUGAGAGUCCUGCCUGAAAGCCAACAGGAGGCCCUGCUGGAGGAUUUGCGGACUGACAUUCCUGUAAAUUUCAACUUCUUGUUCUCCGACUCCCAUGUGGAAGUUAUCUCAGGCAAACAGGAAGGAGUAUAUGCAUGGAUAGGAAUCAACUUUGUCCUGGGCCGAUUCAAUCAUGUUGAGGAUGAACAUGAGGCAGUGGUGGAGGUGCAGGUUCCUGGCAGUGACCAGCAGGAGACGCUGGUACGCAAGCGUACGGCUGGCGUAUUGGACAUGGGUGGUGUCUCCACUCAGAUCGCAUACGAAGUGCCCAAAACUGUAAGCUUUGCUUCUCCACAACAGGAGGAAAUAGCCAAGAAUUUGCUGGCGGAGUUUAACCUGGGCUGUGACGCUCACAGAACAGAACACGUGUACCGCGUUUACGUCUCAACAUUUUUGGGUUUCGGUGGAAAUGCGGCCCGCCAGAGAUAUGAGGAAAACCUCAUCAGCACCACACAAAUCCGAAACAAGCUGCUGGGUCAGCAUCAAGGAGAGAGUGCAGACUCGCCCAUCCUCGACCCCUGCCUGCCAGCCGACCUCCAGGAUGAGGUGGGUCCUCAGGAGCAGAGGGUGCACCUGCGUGGCACUGGAGACUUCGAUCGCUGCCGUCUGCUGCUCCAGCCGUUCCUCAACCACACCAAUGACACCAACACAUCGCUGAAUGGAGUCUAUCAGCCGCCCAUCGACUUCACCAACAGCCAGUUCUACGGCUUCUCUGAGUUCUACUACUGUACUGAAGAUGUGCUGCGCAUGGGAGGAGACUACAACUCCUCCAAAUACUCCAACGCUGCUAAGAGUUACUGUGCCACCCAGUGGAAGACUUUGAAAGAGCGGUUUGAUCGAGGACUUUACGCCUCACAUGCUGAUCAACAUAGAUUGAAGUAUCAGUGCUUCAAGUCUGCAUGGAUGUAUGAGGUGCUGCACUCAGGAUUUGCGUUUCCAGCGGCGUAUGAGAAUCUCAGGACGGCCCUGCUGGUGUAUGACAAAGAAGUGCAGUGGACACUAGGAGCCAUUUUGUACCGCACACGUUUUCUACCUCUGAGGGAUAUCCCGCAGGAGAGUCUGAAAGGCUCUCACUCUCACUGGCACCACAGCUUCUCCUUCAUGAACAACCACUAUCUGUUCCUGGCCUGUUUUCUGGUGGUGGUUCUGUCCAUCCUCCUCUACCUGCUCCGGCUGAGACGCAUACACAAGCGCUCCACACUCCUGCACAGUGCCUCUGGCUCCGUCCAGUGGCUGGAGGAGGGCCUGGGUUCACCAGACCUCACUGUUACCCUGUAGGGCCUGGACCAGCUGGCCAAUCACUGGAGGAGACGUACCUCUCUAAUAAUCACGGUUUUGUAUCCUAUCAAGUCCUUCUCUUACCGUCAUCACGUCCAGCCCCUCGCUGGCACAGAAUAAUUUGCAAAGGACUCUACAUGACAUUUGCAGCCAAUGCCAGUCAAACUUUGGUGUAAUGUGAAGAUUGCAGCUCUGGAAAGGACCGUAUGGCUGCCUCUGAUCAGCUGUGAUGUUUAGUUGUUUAUUUAUUAAGAGGAACGCUGAGGCUGCCUUUUGAUUUUCAAUGUCACUAUCAAUGUGAAAGAGGACAGGUCACUUGAGUAUGUUUUAUAUACGUGUCCCCGAUUUGGAUACUCCAUAGUCUACACAAGGUUCUUCCGGCUGUUGCCUCAACUCAAGACUGUGCGCAUGAUUAAACAUUUAUUAAAUUUGUUUGGUUGUGCCAAAGAGAAA